AUGGUCGAUCUGCUGCGCGAUACGGUCGAUGUGUUGCUGUACGAGGUGGAGGAUGUGCCCGACAAUCUGGCUGUUUGUGUGACACUGCUGAAUGGGCGUACGGAUUGUGUUAGCCAGUUCGGUGUGAAGUAUACGGCUGUAGUGCAACUGUUUGCCACGAUGUACACCAGCACGAUGCAAUUCUAUGCGGAAGAGUUCGCUGCCAGUGGUGAACGGUUGGGUGCGUGUGUGACUUCCAGCCGCCAGAAGAUGCUCGCCAGUGUGGCGCGGUUGAGCGUUAGGGUGGACGAGUGCCAACAGAUGCAUUGA
Molecule: messenger RNA, 309 nt
Organism: Anopheles maculipalpis
Lineage: Eukaryota; Metazoa; Arthropoda; Insecta; Diptera; Culicidae
Exons: 2
Coding region: 1-309 (102 amino acids)
Source: RefSeq, a predicted model, not a curated record